UGGCCUUGCCUUUCCCUCCCAACGAGAGCCUUUCCCUCCCAAAAUCCAACAAAUUGCAGACACUCUCUCUCUGCUCCCGCUCUCCCGGAACCCUAGAGCUCCACCACCGCCGUCUUUUUGCCGACCGCCGCUUGGAGGAAGUCCCAAGAGGAGGCGUGAUGUCCUCUUCCACCCGCCGAUACAAAGAACGGGGCGGCGGCGGAGGGAAGGUGGUGGCAGAGGUCCUUCCCCCGCCUUCCAUGCCGAAAGCAAGAAAAGUUCCAUCCGAAUACUCCUCCAAGGAGAACUUGCCUCGGUCUAAACCAGCAGGAAAACCGAUCCCUCCUAGAGCGGCGCCAAGAGGUUCCGGUCAGAUGCCUCUCGUCCAGAGGCCGCCGAGGAUUUCAAAUACGGAUUCCUGCGGGGAGAGCGCGAAGAAUGUUAGGUGGUCGACGUCUUCGUUGCCGAAGGGUAAGUCUUCCGAUCUCUCGGAGUUUGCUCGUUUUCUUUCCGAUCUUCGCAGGGAUCGUCUCGCUAGGGCUUCGAAGAGCGAGGCGCCGGAGACUGGCUUGGAUCUUGUGAAGAAGGUUUCGGAGUUACCUCAUUCUGCAGGUCUUGGCAAUGAAGAUAAUUUGGGUUCCUUGAACUUGCAAGAUUCCACGGUAGACCUUAAGGUUUCAAGGGAAGGUAAAGAAGAGUACAAACUUUCUGAUGUUGAUUCAGAGAAACACAAGAAUGAAGAUAUUUCUAUAUUGAUAGAGUCUUCUGAGAAAGAAAAUGAUUCAAAUAAUGUCAAUUGCACUUUAAGCAAUGUUAAGGGCGGGAAUCUGGCACCGAAAGAGCUUGCUGAUGCUUCCUGCAGAACUUCUGAAAAUGCAUGUGAGGCCGGGCUGGAGAACCCAAGCGUUGAUAAAGCUUCUGGGGAUCUGAAGUCCGAGUUGGACUUGCUUCUGAAUGCGAAAGAUAGUUUAGCUUGCCGUUUGGGGAAGGAGUUGACAGACCCAAACGGCGACGCCAUCGCGAAAAAUAGUGAGAAAGAAGUUCAUCUGAUCUCGAAAUGCUCGUUGGGGGCAAGACAAAAAAUCGAUGACUCGGCUUUAGGCAAGAUUCCGAGUAAGCUUCGCGAGAAGCUGGCCUCCCUGGAAGGGAGAGUCAAGUCCAUUGCAUCAGAAAUCAAGCGGACUAGAGAGAUGCUGGAUUCAAAUAACCCAGAUGGCUCAAAAUCUCUUAUUCUGGACAUCCAGGGGAAGAUUUGCGGAAUUGAAAGGGCUGUGGGAUGCAUAAUGGAUGACAAAGGAAAAUUGGGAUUACCGAAGCUCGAGCCAUCAAUUAAGGAGAACGAAAUGGGCAUCCAAGGAGAGGUGAAUCGAUCGGAGGAGUCUACGAAGUGUUCGAGAACUACGUUAACAACUAAAUCAACGAACGAAGCCCUUCCUAAUGAGCAGAUAGGUGGUCCUUCCAAACAAUCCAUCAAGUGUUUGAGUAAAGAGGAACUGGAAGCAAGGCUGUUUCCUCAUCAUAAGCUGCUGAGAAAUCGUCCACCAUUGACCAAUAUACUAUUGCCGAACGAGCUUGAAGUUGGAAAUGCUACGUCUAGCUUUACACAGUCCGAUCAUUUUUUCGCACAUGGAGAUGGCGUUGCGAGUCCAGUUGAAGAAAAUCCCAUCGCCCUUGAGUUUCUGGCUUCCUUAGCUCAUGCAAAUGAAACUCAAACAAUUGUGAACGAUGCAAUUGCGAAGCUUAGCCUUUGCUCUAUCCAUGAAAUGGAAUCAUCAUCCAAUAAUGAAGACAGCCAGAAGCAAUCCUCUGAUGCUCCCCAUCUACCAAAGGGGCUUGUUGAAGGGAAGGGCGAGUUGAAACUCUCAUGCGAUGAAAAACUGCAGCUCAGUGAUCAGGAAAAUCGGUCUGUUUCAGUGAGUCAAGGUCCUGACGAUUCUUGUGCUAAUCAGUUGAUUGAGAUUGGGGUAAAACCCUCAACUGGUGGAUGGUUUGUCUCAGAGGGUGAAUCAGCAUUGCUUGCUCAUGCUGAUGGUUCAUGUACCUUCAAUGAUCUUGUACACUGCGAGGAGAAAUCUGAAUAUGUACCUCCCGUUCAAGUUUCUCCUAACUUGUGGCGGGAUAUAUGGUUGAUUCGUGCGGCUGGUCCAGAUGGAUGCGCUGCAAAAUAUGUGGUGGCUGCAUCAGCUGGGAAUGUGUUGGAUUCAGGAUUUUGCUCAUGGGAUUUUUAUUCAAAAGAAGUUCGGGCCUUUCAUACAGAGGGCAGAUGUCCGUUGGCUCUUUCUUCUCUGUCACACAGAAAUUCCCAAAGGAGAAGAAAUGUUCUUUCCACAAUUGGGGCACCUGAAAACCAUCAGUGGUGGUACAAACCAUGCGGGCCUCUUAUUGUUUCAACUGCCACUUCUCAGAAGAAUGUCAGUGUAUAUGAUAUCCGUGAUAGUGACCUUGUGAUGAGAUGGGAAACACAAACUCCUGUAGCAACCAUGGACUUCUCUAGCCCAUUGCAGUGGAGAAAUAAAGAAAAGGUGGUUGUUGCAGAAAGUGAAGCAAUCAGCCUAUGGGACGUUUCAUCAUUAAAUCCUCGUGUUCUAUCAUCUAUUUCUUGCUAUAAAAGGGUUUCUGCUCUUCAUAUUCAUAACACUGAUGCUGAAUUUGGUGGUGGUGUUCGCCAGAGGGUUAGCUCUUCAGAAGCAGAAGGAAAUGAUGGUGUAUUUUGCACCUCGGAAAAUCUUAAUGUUUUUGAUUUCCGUAUCCCAUCUGGUAUAGGUCUUAGGAUACCUAAACCUGGCGUAAAUGGGCAGUCACUUUUUGCUCGUGGAGACUCUGUUUUUCUAGGCUCUGUCAGUGGAAGGUUGACCUUAAAAGAGCAUAGUUCUCCAACAAUUCAGCAUUUCUCGUUGCGCAAAGGAAGACUGGUAAGCACUUAUUCAUUACCAGAUGCCAGUUAUCACAACGAACACUCAUCUUUGACGCAAGUUUGGGGAUCAUCUGACCUUGUCAUGGCUGCUUCUGGUUGCGGAUUAUUUGUUUUUGAUGUUCUCAAGGAUGAAGGGAUGCAGUUUGUCCACAGUGGUUUUUCGAAUGUAACAGAAGUCAGAGAGGUGAUUGGCUCUGAUACUUUAUACUGCCCCUCCUUUGACUAUGCCGCAUCAAGGGUGCUUCUUAUUUCUAGAGAUCAACCAGCUUCUUGGCGGUUUUUGUCAUAGUUCGUUUAUGUACAUAUGCACAUACACCGAAUGACAAUGCUUGUAUCCUAUAUCUGCUUGCUGCUUCAGUUGAUACUUUUAGCAGUUAAUAGUAAUUCAAUAUGUUUUUGUAUCAGUUUGUAAUUGUGAAGCAGUGCUCUGUGCGACUGUGCCCCAACUGUGAAACGGUAUUAUUCGGGGAAUAUCAAGAAUCUUUUCUUUGAA
Nymphaea colorata (pocket water lily) is the source of this 3386-nucleotide messenger RNA. Its product is annotated as KIN14B-interacting protein At4g14310. Gene Ontology annotation, molecular function: protein binding. The record is from RefSeq and is a predicted model, not a curated record. The transcript has 3 exons. Bases 159 to 3182 code for a protein of 1007 amino acids. NCBI's taxonomy places the organism in Eukaryota, Viridiplantae, Streptophyta, Magnoliopsida, Nymphaeales, Nymphaeaceae.